Messenger RNA from Triticum aestivum (bread wheat), 1196 nucleotides. RefSeq names its product probable CCR4-associated factor 1 homolog 7. Gene Ontology annotation, cellular component: CCR4-NOT complex. NCBI's taxonomy places the organism in Eukaryota, Viridiplantae, Streptophyta, Magnoliopsida, Poales, Poaceae. The record is from RefSeq and is a predicted model, not a curated record. Bases 232 to 1116 code for a protein of 294 amino acids. The transcript has a single exon. Gene Ontology annotation, molecular function: nucleic acid binding; poly(A)-specific ribonuclease activity.
CACCCACCACCUCUUUAUCGUCCACGCACCUCUCCUCCCAUAGCCUCUCGCUCCACUCGCCGCCUGCGCUGACCUGUGGGCCCCUGCUUCCGCCUCCCCUUCCUCAUCUUAUUACCUUCCCCACCACGCCGAUCCGCCGGUCUGUCUCGCAAACCCUAACCCUAGCAAGCCCGCUUCGCUCCUCCUCCUCCAACAAGAUCUCUCUCCGAAUCUUUGGAUGCACCGGCUCCGAUGUCUGCCCCGCCGCCCCCCGCCUCCUCCGAUGAUGAUGGUAAGCCCGCCGACGAGGAGGGCGUAGAGAUCCGCGAGGUAUGGGCGAACAACCUCGAGGCGGAGUUCGCCGUGAUCCGUGACAUCGUCGACGAUUACCCGUACAUCGCCAUGGACACCGAGUUCCCGGGCAUCGUGUGCCGCCCGCUCGGGAGCUUUCGCUCCAAUGACGAGUACAACUACGCCACCCUCAAGGCCAACGUCGACAUGCUGAGCCUCAUCCAGCUUGGUCUCACCCUCUCCGACGAGAACGGCGCACUCCCGGCCAGGGGCACCGGGGGGCGCCCCUGCACCUGGCAGUUCAACUUUCGGGGCUUCGAUCCGCGCUCAGACCCCGCCAACGCUGACUCCAUCGACCUGCUACGCAACAGCGGGAUCGACUUCGACCGCUUCACCACCGAGGGUGCUGACACAGGCCACUUCGCCGAGCUGCUCAUGUCGUCGGGCGUCCUGCUCAACGCUGAGCUCCAGUGGGUCACAUUCCACAGUGGGUACGACUUCGGGUACCUGCUCAAGCUGCUAACCGGGCGGAACCUACCCGACACCAUGCCUGGAUUCUUUGACCUCAUCAGAAUCUACUUCCCUGUGCUGUACGACAUCAAGCAUCUCAUGAAGUACUGCGGCAGCCUCCAUGGUGGCUUGAGCAAGCUUGGUGAGCUACUUGGUGUCCAACGUGUGGGGAUCUGCCACCAGGCUGGGUCCGACUCGCUGCUGACCUUGCGGUGCUUCAAAAAGCUGAAGGAGGCAUAUUUCAGAGGAUCGACCGAGAAUUAUGCCGGUGUAUUGUAUGGUCUUAUUUCUGAUGGUGGGGAGAACAGACCACCAGCAGCUCUGCUCAUCGAAUGAGUAAUGGAUAGUCAAAUAAGACAAUGUUAUGGUUGAAAAAAAGGAAAUGUUUCUGUUGAAUAUAUGCUCUCUGAUCUGAA